Messenger RNA from Arachis duranensis, 1092 nucleotides. Its product is annotated as putative expansin-A17. Bases 40 to 810 code for a protein of 256 amino acids. The transcript has 3 exons. Lineage: Eukaryota; Viridiplantae; Streptophyta; Magnoliopsida; Fabales; Fabaceae. Gene Ontology annotation, biological process: plant-type cell wall organization. Gene Ontology annotation, cellular component: extracellular region. The record is from RefSeq and is a predicted model, not a curated record.
UACUAACUAAUUCUUGCGCCGACACAGAGAGUGUAAGAGAUGGAAAAACUAAUCUUCAGUAUUGUAAUAAUAUUGCUUUUGAGUUUAUUAACCACACAGCAUAAAGUAGUAGCAUCCUCAUCGUGGCAACAAGCUCAUGCAACAUUCUAUGGUGGAAGUGAUGCCUCAGAUACAAUGGGUGGAGCAUGUGGGUAUGGAAAUCUAUACACUGAUGGUUAUGGAGUUAAAACAGCUGCAUUGAGUACUGCUUUGUUCAACGAUGGUAAGGCAUGUGGUGGUUGCUAUCAGAUAGUUUGUGAUGCAACAAAAGUGCCACAAUGGUGCCUAAAGGGCACUUCCAUCACAAUUACUGCCACAAAUUUCUGUCCUCCAAACUAUGCACUCCCUAAUGACAAUGGUGGUUGGUGCAAUCCUCCAAGGCCGCACUUUGACAUGUCUCAACCUGCUUUUGAGAAGAUUGCCAAGUACAAGGCUGGAAUUGUUCCUAUUUUCUACAGAAGAGUUGGGUGCAAAAGAACUGGAGGCAUUAGAUUCACCAUUAAUGGAAGAGACUACUUUGAGCUAGUGCUAAUAAGCAACGUGGGUGGGGCAGGAGAUAUCUCUAAAGUUUGGAUCAAAGGGUCCAAAAUGAACAACUGGGAAACCAUGUCAAGAAAUUGGGGCUCUAACUGGCAAAGCUUGAGCUACCUCAAUGGCCAGAGCUUGUCAUUCAAAAUCCAACUCAGCAAUGGAAGGAUUCGCACAGCAUACAAUGUGGCACCAUCCAAUUGGAACUUUGGCCAGUCUUUCACCAGCAACAUUCAGUUCUAAAUCUUGUGUAAUUAUGUAAUCCAUUUUAAGUGCUAAUCUGUUUGUUCAAAGGAAUGUUUUAAGGUUAGUGUGUGACUUCACAUGGGCAAGAUAUUUUAGGUGUUGUGAAGCUCAUUGACUUGGCUGAUUAAUUUUCUUUUGUUUUUAUGGUUGCUAAAUGAACUUGGGAAACACUUUUAUGUUAUCCCAAAGAUUGAAGAUUGUGAAAUAUUUUGCUGAUUCCAUGAUUCCAUGUAUUCCUCUCUGCCAUAUCUUCUGGACAAUGAAAUAUACUUAUUCAAA